Molecule: messenger RNA, 709 nt
Organism: Humulus lupulus (European hop)
Lineage: Eukaryota; Viridiplantae; Streptophyta; Magnoliopsida; Rosales; Cannabaceae
Product: ubiquitin-conjugating enzyme E2 2
Exons: 6
Coding region: 19-477 (152 amino acids)
Source: RefSeq, a predicted model, not a curated record
UCCUUUCAGGCGGUGAGAAUGUCGACUCCUGCAAGGAAGAGACUGAUGAGGGAUUUCAAGAGGUUGCAACAUGAUCCUCCUGCGGGAAUAAGCGGCGCUCCACAAGAUAAUAAUAUUAUGCUAUGGAAUGCUGUUAUAUUUGGACCUGAUGACACCCCAUGGGAUGGAGGUACGUUCAAAUUGACUCUUCAAUUUACAGAGGAUUAUCCAAAUAAGCCACCAACAGUGCGGUUUGUUUCUCGAAUGUUUCAUCCUAACAUUUAUGCAGAUGGAAGUAUUUGUUUGGAUAUUCUACAGAAUCAAUGGAGCCCUAUUUAUGAUGUAGCAGCUAUACUUACCUCUAUCCAGUCAUUGCUCUGUGAUCCCAACCCAAACUCUCCUGCAAAUUCUGAAGCGGCACGAAUGUUUAGUGAGAACAAGCGUGAAUACAACAGGAGAGUUCGUGAGAUUGUCGAGCAGAGUUGGACUGCUGAUUAAUUGCUCCUGCUUGGAUGCUACAAAACUUGUUAAGAUUCAGUCGAAAUGGCCUGUUUAAAUUACAGUUUAGAUUCUGAAAACUAAAUUGCUGCCACUCCAUAUUCUCUGAUUAUGUGAUAUGUUUGCUUGGCGUUCACGGACGCAUGUAUGGCCUGUAAUCUGUAUCCACUGGCCAUUUUCUUUACAUCUUGUUUUUUGUAGUUUUCCUUGCAUAGAAGUCUUUUUCUCUCAA